Molecule: messenger RNA, 3101 nt
Organism: Scatophagus argus
Lineage: Eukaryota; Metazoa; Chordata; Actinopteri; Scatophagidae
Product: doublecortin domain-containing protein 2
Exons: 10
Coding region: 671-1963 (430 amino acids)
Biological process (GO): intracellular signal transduction
Cellular component (GO): microtubule organizing center; microtubule
Source: RefSeq, a predicted model, not a curated record
CAGCGUGAUUUUCUUUCACUUUAUUGCCAGAUGCAGAAAGCAGUCGCUUGCUUAAUAAGGCGAUAUAUGGUACACUGUAUCAGGGCUUGUUGCUGCAAAAUUGUUAGUCUUUACGCUCCAGAAAAGUCAAAAUUAUUUAUUGCAAGAUAGCCUUGUUAUUACAAUAACAAGGUUAUCUUGAAUAGGAAAACUCAGCCCAUACAAAAAGCCACUCUUCAAAACGCAGGUCAUCCAGGACUGUUUCAUAAUCUGUUUCAUUUAAUGAAAAUCCCAGACACAUAAUCGAAUUUUCCCAAACCACACAUUAAGACAAACAAAUAAACUAAACACUACCAAAACAAAUUCAACAAGACUCAAAUGUAUAUGUCUUAGAUCUGAUAUGACUGCUAACAAUGCUGACUGCCUUGGAAACACUUGAAUUUUGGAACCAAACACUAAAAUAACGUUAGCUAGCAGUUUGCAGACAAAGGGAAGAAACUAAUCAGCAAACCACAACACAGAAGUUGGAUAGGUUUCUUGAUGAUACACCUCUCAAGUGUGAGAAUUGGUUUCCAUAUCAGAUGUUAUCUCCAGUUACGUCUCCGGAGGCUCAACAACACCUGCCACUGACACAUUCACAUUGACACCAAGCGCCAUUAUCGUUUAAACUGCUUCUGUUUGAGAGCUAAAUAUGGCGGCCACAGCAUACGGAGGUGACCUGCCGCCGACAAAAACAAUAAUUGUCUACAGGAACGGAGACGCUUUCUUUCCCGGAAAGAAAGUCGUUGUGAACCUGCGGCAGGUGGCGACCUUUGACAAUUUACUGGCGUCUUUGACCAGAGGGAUUGAAGCUCCGUUUGGCGCCGUGAGGAGGCUGUACACUCCCACAGAGGGCCGCAGAGUUCAGCGUUUGGACGACUUGAAACAUGGAAGUGUCUAUUCUGAGAUAACGAGUAAGAAGCCGCAGAAUAAGAAAAAAGAACAGAUCCGACCUGUUGUUCACAGCAGAAUAGUAGUGUCUGCUCGCUGGAGGAAAACCACUGAUGAGUCUUGCACUAUAAAUGUCUUUACCAAUGGAGAGAUCUUGGUUCCUCCAGCCCGAAUACGGAUCCCAAAAUAUACUCUUAGAAGUUGGGAAAAUGUUUUAGCCAUGGUGACAGACAAAGUGCGUCUUCGCACCGGUGCUGUGUACAGGCUUUACACAUUAAAUGGGCGUCCUGUGUGCGGUCCCACUGAAUUGGAGAAUAACCGACAUUAUGUUGCAGUUGGUGCUGAAAAGUUUAAAGAUCUACCAUAUGAGCAGUGUGUUCCCUGCAGGGAUUUAAUCAAGGAACACAACAUAUUGGAAGGCCAAGACAUCCAGCCUGCUGUUAGAAAGACAAGACAUGCAAAAGAUGUGUUUGCUCGUACAGGCUUUAGAGAGGACCUUGAGCACACAGCCAGGGGCCAGAUGAAGAAACACGCAGCCAAGCUGGAGAGAACCAAACAACAGAAGCAGGUGUCCAGAAACCCAGUUCUCUUCUCAACAGGGGAGGGCAGUGUGUUUAAUGCACAAAACAAAAGACGUGAGAUGGCGGGAGCAGCAGAGGUGCAGGAAGAUUGUCAUCUGAUCGUGGACCUUCCAAUUGACCAGGUUGAGGCCAAGAUAGUUGACGAGGAGUACGAGGAUGGGAGUUGUUGUGCAAGUCCCUGCAAGGCCUCCCUCCAUGAUUCAGACCACUUGUGUCUGCAGAGGUCUUUGUCUGCAGGUUCCAGGAAGGAUAAAAAUGUAAACAUAAACUACUUUGACCUGCAUUACGUUUCAGAAGGUAUGUGCUAUGUAAAUAACAUAAUUAGAUGUCUCAGUGGUUCAACUUGUAAUAUAAAAUACAUUAAACAUAAUGAAGACUGUAGUAGAUCUCCUUAUAAAGCACAGCAUGGCUCUUCAACCAUAUGGGGAUACAGCAUGUUCCAUGUUACUGUAACAAAAUAUUCUAACUUGUGAGCAUUACAAAUGAUUGGCAUGGAUAUUGAAUGCUCAUGACACCUCAUGAAAUCCCUCUACAAAAAGCUGCACGAUACUUACAACUCUAAAGUAAUCAGAUGUUCUAUGUACUCCACUACAAUACAAAUUGUGGCACAGAACAUAUAUUGGCAUUUUUUUUGAGCAAAUGGUAUCCUUGGGGACGGCUUCCACUGAGGGAGAAUGAGAGCCUUUGUUAACUACAGUAAAGUUGGAAGAAAAUGUAUGCUUUUCUUCUCAUUCAUCAUAUACAUGUCAUGAAAGGCCUUCAAAAGGCAGCAGCUCCCAACAGCAAUAAGCCUCUCCUUAUAUAUAUAUAUAUAUAUAUUUUUUUUUUUACAUUUACAUGGUAAAAAAUAAUAAGUUCCAAAGACCGCGCGUCGAAAAUCAGCCAUUAUGAUGUGAGAGAGGCGUCUGUGUGUGAUCUCCCCUGCACUCAAGUCGACAGGCUCUGUGAAGUGCACCACUGCCCAGUUGCACAUUAGCUUUGAUUGCCAGUUUGUUCUGUGCGUAGCCCGUAGCUUUGAACUGCGUCUCAAGAUGAAAGCCAACCUUGUCCACAGUGUGUCCACUGUAGACUGCUGCUGUUGCUUAUUUGCUUCAGGCACCAUCAAGGGCUUCUGGACUAUUUUUUUUUUCUGUUCUAUAGUUCUGUACCAUGCUGGAUUGAGCAUUAUGUAUAAUUUAUCAUACAAUGCAUCCCAAGACAGCAGCCUGUCUCAACUCCAUUUUAAUUUAAUGCCUGUUCUUUCUUUCUGCAUCAUAUAUUGAGUGUGGUCAAUGUGUGAUACCACUAAGGUAUGUCUUUGUUGUGUCCACCAGAUAUAUGUAACCUAUAUGUUACUUGAUUUAUAGUACAGUUGAAUAUUAAGCAACAGUUAUUUAAUUGUUGAGUUAUUGGGCUAGUGUCAGAAGUCUAAAUUCAGCUCUAGGAGAGGAGAAUAAAAAAGAGGCAAGAACCAGGAAUCAGUUUUUUUUAUUUGACACUUUGCCCGUAUCCCGGGAGCGCGACGCAGUUCAACAAAAUUUUAAAUUAGUGGCUCCCAUAGUGAGAGCAUCACCACUCAGUGCUUCUCUCUCUCUCUCUCUCUCUCUCUGUCUAUCUCUCUCUCUCUCACUC